GUAACAUGGCGGCCGUCAGUAAAUUUCUCACUGCCAGAAACUCUUCGAUAGCCGGCGGUGUCCUCCUCGUUUUAUAUCUCCUGAAAAAAAGAAGGCGGGCGAGCAAAUUACGCAGUAAAAAAGGAGGCUCAGAACUAGCACUGAACAGUGAUAAAGAUGGCAAAAAAGAUCGGGCAGCUGUGGACAAAGUCUUUCUCUUCAGAAUCCUCCGCAUUUUGCGGAUCAUGGUGCCUCAGUUUUUCUGCAUGGAGACAGGCUAUCUUCUCUUCAUUGCUGCCAUGCUAGUGGCCAGGACCUACUGUGACGUAUGGAUGAUCCAGAAUGGUACCAUGAUUGAAAGUGCAAUUAUCGGUCGCUCGACUAAAGAUUUCAAGAUCUUCUUGUUCAGCUUUAUCAAAUUCAUGCCACUUAUAGCCUUGGUCAACAACUUUCUGAAACUGGGUUUGAAUGAGCUGAAGCUCAGGUUCCGCGAGAGGCUCACCAAGCACCUCUACGACCAGUACCUCAGAGGUUACACUUACUACAAGAUGGGUAACCUGGAUAACCGGAUAGCUAAUGCGGACCAGCUGCUGACCCAGGAUGUGGAGAAAUUCUGCAACAGUGUGGUGGAUCUCUACUCCAACCUCAGCAAGCCUCUCCUGGAUAUUGGACUGUACAUCUUCAAGCUGACAAGUGCCAUCGGUGCCCAGGGCCCAGCCAGCAUGAUGACCUAUCUGCUGAUCUCAGGUCUGUUCUUGACCAGACUGAGGCGACCCAUAGGGAAGAUGACUGUCGCUGAGCAGCGCUAUGAGGGCGAGUACCGCUACGUUAACUCCCGCCUCAUCACCAACAGUGAGGAGAUUGCCUUCUACAACGGGAACGUCAGGGAAAAACAGACCAUUUACACCACAUUCAAGAAACUGGUUGACCACUUGCAUAAUUUCAUCUUCUUCCGCUUCUCCAUGGGCUUUAUAGACAGCAUAAUUGCCAAGUACUUGGCCACAGUGGUGGGCUACCUUGUGGUCAGCCGUCCCUUCUUAAACCUGUCCCACCCCCGGCACCUCCACAGCAAACACGCUGAGCUGCUAGAGGACUACUACCAGAGCGGCAGGAUGCUUCUGAGGAUGUCUCAGGCUCUGGGCAGGAUCGUACUGGCUGGCCGAGAGAUGACCCGCCUCUCAGGAUUCACCACUCGCAUUACUGAGCUGAUGAAGGUACUGAAGGAUCUCAACACGGGCAAAUACGAACGCACCAUGGUGACGCAGCAGGAGAAGGAAUCUGAUGUGCUGGAGAAAAUGUCGUUGGUACCUGGAAGUGGCCGUAUCAUUAAUACAGAUAACAUCAUCAAGUUUGAACACACCCCUCUGGCAACACCCAAUGGAGACGUACUCAUCAGAGACCUAACAUUUGAGGUGAGGUCUGGCACCAAUGUUUUAGUGUGUGGACCCAAUGGCUGUGGAAAGAGCUCUCUCUUCAGAGUCCUUGGCGAGCUCUGGCCUUUGUUUGGAGGCCAGCUGACCAAACCUGAAAGAGGGAAGCUCUUCUAUGUUCCCCAGAGGCCCUACAUGACCUUGGGCUCCCUGAGAGAUCAGGUCAUCUACCCAGACACCCACGAGGAUCAAAAGAAAAAGUCCAUCUCUGAUCAGGUGCUGAAGGAGUACCUGGACAACGUCCAGCUAGGUCAUAUCCUGGACAGAGAAGGCAGCUGGGACAUCAUCCAAGACUGGAUGGAUGUCCUCAGUGGAGGGGAGAAGCAGAGGAUGGCUAUGGCCAGGCUGUUCUACCACAAGCCCCAGUUUGCCAUUCUAGAUGAGUGCACCAGCGCAGUGAGUGUGGACGUAGAGGACUACAUCUACAGCCACUGCCGGACGGUUGGAAUCACCCUGUUCACCGUGUCUCACAGAAAGUCAUUGUGGAAACACCACGAGUACUACCUCCACAUGGAUGGGAGAGGGAACUACGAGUUCAAACCCAUCACUGAAGAAACGGUCGAGUUUGGCUCCUAAAUUGUCAAUGGUGCCCAUAUUCACACCUGCUCCUAAAAAGCAAGUCUGUUAAUUCCCUGCAUAUAAAACUAACAUCUGAGCAAGUCUGUUUUUAAUCAAAUAUAACUUUGUUCAAGAUGUUAUUUAAAAAUCCGUUUUCAUCUAGAUUAAUGAUUUAUUUGUCCAAGUUGAUUGUAAAUAACUUGUAAUCCACAGCCCAUGAAUUGCACUGCGUCGGCCUAAACUAGUAAAGACUCUAGAGAAGGUGCACAUUUAAGUAGAUUGUUAGCACCACAUGCCUACAACUACAUUAUGUGUCAUAAUGGUUAGAUAGAUGACUUGAUGACUUUAUCCGGUUCUUGACCUCAGAACAGCAGCUAUGCUAGGAAGCUUAGUGUCCAUCACAGGACAAUACUGAAAUAUAUGCAAGUCCAAAAUGAUGAUACGUAGAUGCCCGGAUGCCGAAAAAAUGUUGUUCCUGUUGGUGUCUCUGUCGUCUUCAGUGAGCGUUCCAUCUUAAGUAAUAGGAGAAGGAAGUGUGUACCAGUGUGUCACAGAGCACACGUGAUCCUCUGGAAGUCAAUGACCUGUUCAGAGCCAAACCCCAGACAGAGCUAUUUGAUGUUAAGUAUCUGAAGACCAUAAAUUAGAUGGUCCCAAACAGUCCAUCUUUAAACUCCUUGGUCAAAUUGCAAAUUAGAGCACUGACAUUCAUAACCUUUUAAAAAAAAAAAAUCUGUUGUCUAAUUCUGUUUGAAUUCUAAUAUAUAUGUUACUUGGGUGAUUAAGGUGAGUUUUUUCUGGAACUGGAAUGAAUUAUGUGGGGGGAAAAAACUUUAUUAAGGUACAAGGACAGGUGGUACAGUGAAAGUGCAAUAGGGGCCGUUCUCAGUUAAGCAUAGUCACACAUGAAUUAAGGACAAUACCAGAAGCCUUUCCUUCCUCCUCUUCCUCACCACUCAAAAGUUGCCUCCUGUCCUUUCAGUUUGUCAUUGUAAUAUAACACUAUUCUAAGUCCUCUUUUUUUUUUUUCUUCUCCAAAAUAUGAAGAAGCAACCUCUGUAGAACUUAUGGUUUUAUAUGGAUGAUAAUUGUAUUAAAGAUGAAACUCGUUGAAAAAGUGCAUGAACUUGCAAUAAACUGUAAUUAAUUUUCCUUAAAAGGUGGACAUGUUUUCUUGAAGCACUUGCCCAGGGGGGAAUUUGUAAAUAUUCAAAUUUGAGUUGUUGCCGAGGUCAAAAUGAUU
Molecule: messenger RNA, 3210 nt
Organism: Lampris incognitus (smalleye Pacific opah)
Lineage: Eukaryota; Metazoa; Chordata; Actinopteri; Lampriformes; Lampridae
Gene: abcd3a
Product: ATP-binding cassette, sub-family D (ALD), member 3a
Exons: 23
Coding region: 6-1985 (659 amino acids)
Biological process (GO): peroxisome organization; very long-chain fatty acid catabolic process; fatty acid beta-oxidation
Cellular component (GO): peroxisome; peroxisomal membrane
Molecular function (GO): ATP hydrolysis activity; long-chain fatty acid transmembrane transporter activity; ATP binding
Source: RefSeq, a predicted model, not a curated record